GAAUUCAAGUGGGCUUUAAAGGCUGCGUCACAAAGUCGGAACUUUUAGUGGCGAGUCGGAACAAGACAUAUUUGAGUUAACAGCGUCGAAGAUUCUAGAAGAAGAAGCAAAGAUGUCGGUGACGGUGAAAGCGUACCUGCUGGGCAAAGAGGAGGCGGUGAGGGAGAUCCGCAGGUUCGCGGUGGACCAGGACGUGUCCAGCAGCUUCGACUAUCUCAGCGGGAAAAGUGGCGAGGUGUUCUCAAAUCUGAAGAACACCGCCUUCAACAUGUUCUACCGAGAUGAGGAGGGAGACCUGGUGGCGUUCUCCUCGGAUGAUGAGCUGAUGAUGGGCCUGGCCUGCAUGAAGGACGACACGUUCCGUGUUUACAUCAAAGAGAAGAAGGAACAUCGCCGAGACUUCCCACUUCACGCCUUCCCCCCUCCCCCGGCCCCUGGAGCCCCGGCCCCUGGAGCCCCGGCCCCCCACGGCCCCCUGCACCCCGGCGUGACGUGCGACGGCUGCAACUUCCCCGUGGUGGGCGUCCGCUUCAAGUGCACCGUCUGCACCGACUACGACCUGUGCUCCGCCUGCCAGGUGCGGGGCACGCACAGCGAGCACGCCCUGCUGCCCAUCUGGCAUCCGCUGCAGGCCUGGUUCCCUCGGGGCAAGUGGAUGAGGUCAAUGAGACAAUGCGCAAAAAGCCAACGCAAAUGUUCCGCUGCCAGCGUCCCCCCCACGGGCGGAUGCGCCCCCACGGACGGAUGCGCCCCCACCGAGCUCAGUUACCUGAAGAACGUGGGCGAGGGCGUGGCGGCCAUGUUGAGCCCACUGGGCAUCGAAGUGGACAUCGAUGUGGAGCACCAGGGUCAAAAGACCAAGGUGACCCCGCCCCCUCAGAGUGAAGGCGACGUGGAGAUGGACGGGGCCGCCGAGGAGGGCGGUGCCAACGGCGGCGGUGAGCCGGCAAAGGUGGGCAAAGACUCCGAUGAGGAGUGGACUCACCUGAACUCCAAAGAGGUGGACCCGUCCAGUGGAGAAGUGCAGUCCUUGAAAGCCGGGAUUCAGGACCUCAAAGUGGACCAAGUGAACAAGGGUCCUCCCGUGGCUCCUCAGCCGGGUCCUUCAGGUGUGAAAGAGGCUUUGUACCCUCACCUGCAUCCAGAGGCUGAUCCCCGGCUGGUGGAGUCGUUGUCCCAGAUGUUGUCCAUGGGCUUCACUGACGAGAGUGGCUGGUUGACACGCCUCCUUCAGGCCAAAAACUUCGACAUCGGAGCCGCCCUCGACGCCAUCCAAUACGCCAAAAAGCCCAACCCACAGCGCCAGUGAUGUCAUCGCUUCAUUUAUUGAUUUGUUUGCAUCAAUAAUCAAUCAGUCCAUUUUCUUCAAAUCUCAAUAAAACUUUUGGAGAUCCUCAA
Nerophis lumbriciformis (worm pipefish) is the source of this 1398-nucleotide messenger RNA. RefSeq names its product sequestosome 1 (gene sqstm1). Gene Ontology annotation, biological process: aggrephagy; mitophagy; endosome organization. The record is from RefSeq and is a predicted model, not a curated record. Gene Ontology annotation, molecular function: zinc ion binding; protein kinase C binding; K63-linked polyubiquitin modification-dependent protein binding. NCBI's taxonomy places the organism in Eukaryota, Metazoa, Chordata, Actinopteri, Syngnathiformes, Syngnathidae. Gene Ontology annotation, cellular component: amphisome; aggresome.